Messenger RNA from Anarrhichthys ocellatus (wolf-eel), 1785 nucleotides. Its product is annotated as heart- and neural crest derivatives-expressed protein 1. Lineage: Eukaryota; Metazoa; Chordata; Actinopteri; Perciformes; Anarhichadidae. The coding region runs from base 344 to 919 and encodes 191 amino acids. Gene Ontology annotation, molecular function: DNA-binding transcription factor activity, RNA polymerase II-specific; RNA polymerase II transcription regulatory region sequence-specific DNA binding; protein dimerization activity. The transcript is spliced from 2 exons. Gene Ontology annotation, biological process: regulation of transcription by RNA polymerase II; heart development. The record is from RefSeq and is a predicted model, not a curated record.
UUGGACAAAUCAGAGCAGCUGCCUCUUCGGGAAACCAUCGCAAGAAAGAAAGACAAAGUGGAGCCCAGCACAAUACAUCGCCAAGAUUUGUCCUCUGGAAUUAUAAACUUUUUUUCACGGCCUCUUUCGCCUCGGCUAGUCGCUUUCAGAAUGACGACGAUGUACAAGUUGGUGGCUACGUUUGUUUUGACUCAUUAAUGCAUUUAAGGGAAUACAUAGUUAUGUAUUGAAUGAGUUUUGUUGGCUACCGAUCCCCGAGCAGAGAUCGUUUUGGGGCAGUACCGGAGAGAGACCGAGGGCGAAGGAAAACACCGCAACGAGCACAUUUUUCCUCCCGCUCGACAUGAACCUCAUCGGGGGCUACCAGCAUCACCACCACCUGAUGCACGAACCCUUCCCGUUUGUCCAGCGGUGUCACCAGGAUGCGCCGUACUUCCAGAGCUGGGUGGUGAACCACAGCGAGGUGCCCCCGGACUUCCAGAUCCAGGCGCCGUACCCGGCCGCGGAGCACGGAGCGCCCGGAGCGACGCACGACGCCCGUCUCGAGGGGCUCCAGGCGGGGAUGGGGAAGAGGAGGACGUCGGGGCCGAAGAAGGAGCGCCGGCGGACGGAGAGCAUCAACACAGCUUUCUCCGAGCUCAGGGAGUGUAUCCCCAACGUCCCGGCCGACACGAAACUGUCUAAAAUUAAAACUUUACGCCUGGCGACCAGUUACAUCGCCUAUCUGAUGGACGUCCUGGCUAAAGACACCGGGGAGACAGAGGGCUUUAAGGCCGAAAUUAAGAAAUUUGAAAACCGGGAUAUGAAAAGGAAACGGGAGCCGACUGACGGCCUGCAGGAGUCAUUAGGAGCCGAGAAGAAGGUGAAGGGCCGGACCGGGUGGCCGCAGCAGGUCUGGGCUCUGGAGCUCAACCAGUGACCCUCUUCCUCCUCUUCCUCCUCCUCCCCUGAGAAAAAACCUCCUCAGACUCUGGCUUGAAAUUGUAAAUAAAAAAACAACAACCACUGACUGACUGAACACAAACACACCGCUGUGCACGUGCAAUGAUGCGCAAAAGGAGAGAGAAUUAAAGGACAACAUGCAAACAAGGUGAGCUGCGGAGGAAAACAACACGAUGGACAAUUUGUUGAUCUUCUUCCCUCCUUGUGCAGUUUCUAACUCUCUCUCUCUCACACACACACACACACACACACACACACACACACACACACACACACCUGACUGUAUCAUAUUUGUGGCAUUUCUGCUUUUUGAUGUUUCCACCCUUCCAGUGCUGUAGACCAGAUGUGGCCACGGUGUCAAAAAAAAAAUGAAAAGGAACAUCUGUCUCCCCUAAAAAUGUAUUUUUAUCUGGUGUGGUGUGGUGAUGUUUUCCACGUCUGAUGGCGCUGGAGCAGAAAAUAAAUACAUUAUAACAAAUGUCAUGUGGUGUAAAUGCACAGUAUGUGUCCGUCAGUGCAAACAUGAUAUUUAUUUUAUUCUUUGCUUGGGAUUUUAUUUUUUAGUUUCUUUGUAAUUUAUGACAAAUCAGUCACACGAGCUGCACAGCACAAUAUUUAAAAAAUAGAUUUCUCAGAGUGAGUUACCAGAAACAGGAUAAUAAAAGAUUGUUGUCCAAUCAGAAAAGCAUUGUGACACACACAUAUCUUAUAAUACUUUCAUUUUAAUUAUAACUUUAAUAAAACUGUUCUGGCACACUUAACAUCUUUUCCAUGUGUAGCAUGUUGUCAGUUGGUUUAGUACCACUUGGAAAUUAAAUUAUUUAAGUUUUUUUGCAUAAAUUC